This is a messenger RNA of Staurois parvus, 285 nucleotides long. The record is from the annotation of a GenBank genome assembly. Lineage: Eukaryota; Metazoa; Chordata; Amphibia; Anura; Ranidae.
GCACUGACUGGCAGCACUGCUGGGCUGCACUGGUGGGUGGCACUGGUGGGCAGCACUGGUGGGUGGGCACAGGUGGGUGGCACUGGUGGGCACAGGUGGGUGGCACUGCUGGGCACAGGUAGGUGGCACUUCUGGGCACAGGUGUGUGACACUGCAGAGUGGCACAGGUGGGUGCACUGCUGGGCACAGGUGGGUGCACUGCUGGGCACAGGUGGGUGGGAGCUAGUGGGCGCACUGCUGGGCACAGGUGGGCCGAACUUGCGGGUGGCACUGCUGGGCACCGAU